AUGGAGAGUGACCAGUCUUCCGCCUCACCUGGGCAGGACAUCCAGGGGCAGAGUGGGGACAGAGCUGCCCCUGGCCUGCCAUCCCCUGCUCCAGCCCCCAUGGAGCAGCCAGGCAGCUGGCCCCAAGCAGCCACGUGUGACAUCUCAGAGGAGCUGAGCCGGCAGCUGGAGGACAUCAUCAAAACCUACGGAUCUGCCACCAGCCUGAUGGAGAAGGAAAGCACUGCUGCAGGAACAGACAGGCCUGAGAAGGGAGAGCCAGGCAGCUUGGAGGAUGCAGAGUAUGAAGAUGGAAAUGAAGAGAGUGAGAAAGAGAAGCUGGCUCCUGGAGAUGCCUCCAAAGCAAAGGAGCCCAGCGGCAACAAGGAGCAGAAGCUGGAGAAGAAAAUCCUGAAGGGACUAGGAAAAGAAGCCACCCUACUGAUGCAAAGUUUGAAUAAGCUGAGUACUCCAGAAGAGAAGCUGGACCUGUUGUUUAAGAAGUACGCUGAGCUGCUUGAAGAACAUCGUGCUGAGCAGAAGAAGCUGAAGUAUCUACAGAAGAGGCAGGCCCAGAUCACCAAGGAGAAGGACCAGCUGCAGAGUGAGCACAGCCGAGCCAUCCUCGCCCGCAGCAAGCUGGAGAGCCUGUGCCGGGAGCUCCAGAGGCACAACAAGAACCUCAAGGAGGAAACAAUCCAGCGGGCACGGGAGGAAGAUGAGAAGAGGAAAGAAAUAACUAAUCACUUCCAGGGCACCCUGAGUGAAAUCCAGGCUCAGAUCGAGCAGCAGAGUGAGAGGAACAUGAAGCUCUGCCAGGAGAACACGGAGCUGGCCGAGAAGCUGAAGAGCAUCAUAGACCAGUACGAGCUGCGGGAAGAGCACCUUGACAAAAUAUUUAAGCACAGAGAACUUCAACAAAAACUGGUGGAUGCCAAGUUGGAACAGUCUCAGGAAAUGAUGAAGGAAGCCGAGGAGCGACACCAGAAAGAGAAGGAAUAUCUCCUGAACCAAGCUGCAGAAUGGAAGCUCCAGGCCAAAAUGUUAAAGGAGCAAGAGACUGUCCUGCAGGCACAGAUCACUCUGUACUCUGAAAGAUUUGAAGAAUUUCAGAAAACGUUGGCCAAAAGCAAUGAAGUGUUUGCCACAUUCAAACAGGAGAUGGAAAAAAUGACAAAGAAAAUGAAGAAGUUAGAAAAGGAUACUGCUACAUGGAAAUCCAGGUUUGAGAACUGUAACAGAGCAUUACUGGACAUGAUUGAAGAGAAAGCCAUGAGGUCCAAGGAAUAUGAGUGCUUUGUGCUGAAAAUCCAGAGACUAGAGAACCUCUGCCGUGCUCUGCAGGAAGAGAGAAAUGAAUUGUACAAAAAAAUAAAGCAAGCACAGUUCCCAGAAGAGGUGAAUGGAAAUGGCAUCUUAGAAGAAGAAGAAGAAGAAGAUGAUGAAGAAGAUGAUACUAAAACAACGCCUUCCCCCUCUGAGCAGGAGAGCAUUGAGCUGCAUGAGAGUGACAAGAGGAUGCUGAAGCAGCUGGCUGAAGCUUUCAGGGUGUCCCACAGGGCAGAGGAGUCCCUCUCAAGCAACAGCAGCAAUCCAGAGCCCUGUGACACUCAAACAUGUAAUGCCAUCCUGGUGCCAGAACCUCCUGCUCCUCUCACUCCACAUUCAGAGUCUGGGAAAACCUGUGAGCAGCCCAGCACGAGCACACCAGCACCCACUGAACACACAGCAGCACCCACUGAAAGUAUGACAGUGCCCACUGAGAACGGGUCAAAGCCCACCAAAAGCACGCCCUCACUUCCAGACAGGGUGCCAACACCCACAGAAAGUGUGCCAGUGCCUCCUGAGAGUGUGCUUGUCCCCACUGGGAACAUGCCAAUGCCCACUGAAAGCAUGCCAGCAACCCCUGAAAACAUGCCAACCCCCACACAAAGCACACCCAUCUCCCCUGGGAAUAUGCCAGUACCCAUUCAGGGCCCACCAAAGGCUGCAGAAUGUGUGGAUGGCCCAGCAGAUAGAUCUGUCCAGGGGCAGUCUGCGAAGCAAACAGGGGACACAGACAUGGAAGCAGUGGAUUGAAGACACCAUGUGCCCAGGUUUGUCUUCUGCAAACCAGAGCUCUGCUUCAUCCUCUAAAUUGAUACCUUUUUUUUUUUUUUAAGAAACAAAAAU
Melozone crissalis (California towhee) is the source of this 2151-nucleotide messenger RNA. It is a transcript of the gene TXLNB, whose product is annotated as taxilin beta. The record is from RefSeq and is a predicted model, not a curated record. The transcript is spliced from 9 exons. NCBI's taxonomy places the organism in Eukaryota, Metazoa, Chordata, Aves, Passeriformes, Passerellidae. Gene Ontology annotation, molecular function: syntaxin binding. Bases 1 to 2058 code for a protein of 685 amino acids.